Molecule: messenger RNA, 2142 nt
Organism: Harmonia axyridis
Lineage: Eukaryota; Metazoa; Arthropoda; Insecta; Coleoptera; Coccinellidae
Exons: 3
Coding region: 1-2142 (713 amino acids)
Biological process (GO): DNA integration
Molecular function (GO): nucleic acid binding
Source: RefSeq, a predicted model, not a curated record
AUGAUUUCAGCCUUAGUAGUUCCUGAGUUGCCGCACUCUUUAAUCCUAAGCAUUGAUUUUUGGAGGAAGUUUGGUGUCGUACCGGAUCUUCGUUGUGGGAAAUGGGUAUUUCAACGAGAUGCUGAUGUCCCUGUGGAUCCGAUUGCUUCAGAGGAUCACCUUACCCCUGAGCAAUCUAGGAUUUUGAAUGAGGUUGUGCAGGAAGCUUUUCAGAACAUGAGUGACGAGUUAGGGUGUACUAAACUGGUGGAACAUGAGAUUAAAACCUCGUGUCGUCCCAUUAAGCAGAGAAAGUUGGAGCUGAUAACCCGCACCAAGGGCCCUGUGAAGAGCUGGGAUUUGUACCAGAGACCAUUUGUUCUUCAACCUGAAGCUCCAUUUGAUUUUUGUAAAGUUUACGCUUUCACGGAUUCCCAAAUCACAUUAGAUUGGAUCAAGGGAUCACCACAUCGGUGGCCUACAUUUGUAGCCAACAGAGUAGCUCACAUCCAGGAGAAGGUACCUAGUGCUUCGUGGUAUCACAUUGACUCCAAAAAUAACCCCGCUGAUGCCGGGUCCAGAGGGUUAUUGCCUUCAGAAUUCGCCUAUCAGUCCAUUUGGUUUGAUGGACCUCAAUUAUUGCACACGCCUUCAAGCUCAUUUCCUGUUAAUAUCGAUAUUGAUGUGACCACUCAACAGAACAUUAAUAAUUUUUGCUCGAAACUUUCAGAUAAAUCUGCCCAGAAUAUUAUAAUUUCUUUACUCGAUAGUAUUUCUUCGUUGACCAGAAUUCAAAGAAUUCUCGCAUAUGUUCUUCGCUUCACGCAUAACGCUAAAAAAGAGAGUGAUAAACUGUCUGGAAAUCUCACACUCCUUGAGCUAAAUGAAUCAUUGUUUCAAUUAGUCAGAGUCACGCAACAACAUGCCUUUUCAACCAAAGUUAAAGGGAACACUUUUCCCAAACAUUGGCAGAAAUUGAAAAUUUUUCUUGAUGAACGAGGUAUAUUAAGAGUAGGAGGCAGGAUUGAUUCAUCCUCGUUAUCUUUCGAGUCAAAACACCCAAUGCUUCUACCUAAAAAGAGUCGUUUGACAGCACUUGUCGUUGAUAUGUACCAUAAAAAAUAUUUACAUGCAGGACUUCGCACUCUUAGAUUUCUGAUUGCUCAAAGAUUUUGGAUCAUCAGUGGUAGAAAGGCCAUUUCUUCGGUUAUGAAUAGGUGUUUAAAAUGUUUCAAAAUUCGGCCCAAGCCAUAUCAACCCCCUAUGGGUGCACUUCCAAAACCACGGAUUUCUGAAGUUAAACCUUUCAGUAAUUGUGGAGUAGAUUUCGCAGGUCCUUACUCUAUAACUAUAGGUCGACAUCGUGGUGUCAAAACGGUGAAGGCUUGUGUAUGUUUAUUUGUUUGUUUCGCUACAAAGGCCCUCCAUUUAGAAUUGGCAACCGAUUUGUCCACUGAGACAUUUCUAUCCGCUCUCCAAAGACUUAUUGCGCGACGAGGAAAAAUAAGUCAUUUAUAUUCUGACUGUGGUACUAAUUUUGUCGGUGCCAAUCGAGAAAUAAUCAAUUUGAUGAAAGAUUCUGCUGAAAGGGAGCACAUACAGUGGCAUUUCAACCCCCCUUCAGCUCCGCAUAUGGGUGGUUUAUGGGAAGCAGGUGUCAAAUCUGUGAAAACCCAUUUGAGCAGAGUUAUAGGAGCUCAAAUUCUCACAUAUGAGGAGUUUUAUACGGUUCUUUGUCUCAUCGAGGCUAUAUUGAACUCUCGCCUGCUAGAAGCAUUGUCUUCAGACCCAGAAGAUGUGUCCGCCCUUUCACCUGGUCAUUUCCUUACCCUUGAACCACUUAAUGCCCUUCCUUAUCCCGAUAUUACCCAACUUCCCUUGAACCGCCUUAGUCGUUGGCAAUGUCUCCAGCGAAUUCAACAAGAUUUUUGGAAACGUUGGCAACGUGAAUACCUGCACACUUUGCAGCAAUGUUCCAAAUGGUACACGCCGGGCAAUAAUCCUCCUAAACUUGGAGAUUUAGUGCUCAUCAAAGAUGAGAGGCUUCCUCCUUGCCAAUGGGCACUUGGACGAAUUUCAUCUCUGUCCAAUGCAAUCGAUGGACGUUCCCGCAUCGCCACUGUUAAAACCCGAUCUGGUUUCUUGAAGAGACCGGUUGUUUAG